Messenger RNA from Pleuronectes platessa (European plaice), 2093 nucleotides. It is a transcript of the gene mansc1, whose product is annotated as MANSC domain containing 1. The coding region runs from base 1 to 1359 and encodes 452 amino acids. NCBI's taxonomy places the organism in Eukaryota, Metazoa, Chordata, Actinopteri, Pleuronectiformes, Pleuronectidae. The transcript is spliced from 4 exons. The record is from RefSeq and is a predicted model, not a curated record.
AUGAUGCUGCUGGCAUCACUUCCUGUGUCGGCUGUGGAGCCGGAGACGUGUUUCUCCAGACAACACCAGAGCGCCAGAGUCAACGUGCGAGUGGCCGUGACCAGAGCCGGCACGGUGAUGGACACUCGGGCGUCCGGCUCCGAGAGGGAGUGUAUCCUCGCCUGCUGCUCGGAGGACGUCAAACCAGGAGCAAAGUGUAACAUGGCCGUGUUCAGUGGGAACAAACACCCCGGAGAAGGAAACUGUUUCCUGUUCCACUGCCAGUCGGAGGCGGACUGUCCGUUAACCAAAGCUCCGAACACCACCAACACCUACGACAUCUUCAAAGGUUUGAUUCACCCGACCACAGUGACACCUGUAACGACAACCACAACACAAACCACCACCACCCCCACGACUUUACCUCCGACUAUAACCACCAGUACCACACAAAGUACAACAACAACUACACAACCCACCACAACAACAACCACAUCCUCACCGCCAACAACCACACAGGCACCAGCCACUACGACAGCUCCUCCACCCGUCAUCAUCCUCGCCACCAUGCCUGUGGUAACUCCAGCCCCCACCAGCAUCACAACAACUAGACCAACAACGACAACUACACCAACCACAACCACGACAACUACACCAGCAACAACGACAACUACACCAGCAACAACAACUAGACCAACGACGACAACUACACCAACCACAACGACGACAACUACAACAACUACACCAACAACGACGGCUACUACACCGACGACGACAUCUACAACAACAACGACAACAACUACAACAACAACUAAACCAACAACAACAACAACAGUUUCCAACGUCACCAUGAAAAAAACAAACAAAACCAGUAGAAAACAAAAUAAAACCACAAAGAAAGUAAAAGCUCAUCCUGUGACGACGACUCCGAGCUCCACGACAUCACUUCCUGCUGCAACGCCAGCUCACCAACCAGAGCCGACCACUGAAAUGACCACCCCCCCUCCCACUCUGACCACCACCACCACCACACCUCCUCCCACUAUGACCACCACCACCACCACCACCCCUCCUCCCACUAUGACAUCCACCACCACUACCACCCCCCCUCCCUGGACCACGGAGUCGUCCCCCGUGAGGACGUCUCCGGCUGAGAGCCUCAUUAUCGUCCCUAAAGACGCCGUCCAGAGCUCGAGUGCCGGGGGGGGGAACGCGGUAGCGUCUCGGGGGGCAGUGAAGAGCGGCGUGGUGGCGUUCAUGGUGCUGGGGCUCGCCGUGCUCACGCUGGCUCUGGCUGUCGGUGGACGUAAGGCCAUGGAGUCCUUCGACAGACGCCAUUACACGAGACUGGAGCUCAACGACCUGCACUACGAGGUGUGAGGAGGACAAGUCACGUGACCAGAUCAUGUGACGCAGUUCAGAACGUUAAACUGAGAGCAGGUGGAAUGUGAUUGGUCCGAGAGGUUCGACGUCACGACACAGUCGAGUCUUCACUUUAUUUACACUCUGUAACUUUAUUUAUUUCUCUAGAAUAAGAACACGAACGAUGCACUGAUGAAAUUACUGUGUAGAAACAAACAUGUGAAAAAUCCAUCACAGGAAAUUUUGAUUUAUAAGAUUCAAGAUCUCAUAUUUUAUUUAUUUUUCAUUUAAUUUGGAAGACGUCUGAAAUGAAGGUUCAUUCAAAAUCAGACAGGAAAAUUAUAUUUUCAGCACGGUGAUUUUAAAUGAUACAAAAAAAUUGUAUUUUACCACUGUCACGGAAAUUAAACAAACAACUCGCACAUGAUAGAAAAAUCCAUUAUUAAUAUUGUUGAUUGUUAUAUCGUCACAUUGUCUGCUCUUAGUUUUAUUAGCGAUUCUCUUCAUGUUCAACCUUGUGUCUGAAACAAAGAUCGGAUUCAAUAUUUAAACUUUGUUUUAUUUAGUUCUGAGUCAAAACUUUGGGCAAAAUCUUCAGAUUUUACUUCUAAAAGAUUUAUAAUUCUUUGAAUUUAAAUUUUGUAUAUGAAAGGUAAGAAUGUUUUUCUUGUUGUGUCCAUAGCACUGAAUUGUUAUCAUUGUAUUUCAGAACCGGAUGAGAUUGUUUACUUUAUAUAAAAUCUGAUUUUGAG